AUGGGAUCGAUAUCAUUUGGGAACGGAAAUGAGGGCGCUCAGUUUGGCAACCUUUACGGACCAGUCCAUAUCCAAUACGGCCGACAGGGAACCCAACAGCAGAGUACAGACAGCGGGGUGCUCAGGUCACUUGCUUUCCCACAGAUGCUAGAUCGAAGAGACAAUAUCAAGCCAUGCCAUACCAAUACCUGCCAGUGGAUUCUGGAUUUGGAUUCUUUCAAGAACUGGAAGAGCCAGUCUCGCGGCCUACUCUGGAUUAAAGGCAAACCCGGUGCGGGCAAAUCGACAUUAAUGGCAUUCCUACAUAACAAACUCGAGGAAUGGCACGACGGGAAUCAGGGCAUACGGCUCGACUUUUUCUUUAGCGCUCGAGGCACUGAGCUACAACGCACACCCCUCGGAAUGCUCCGAUCGCUGCUCAACCAAAUAUUCUACCACGAUGAGACCGUGCGCCCUCGGGUCCGCGAAAUAUACGAGGAACGAUGCAGACGGUAUGGAUAUGGUGAAAAUAACUGGCAAUGGACACAGGUUAGGCUAGAGCAGCUAUUGGCAGAUACAAUCCUGAUAUCGGCCAAACGGCAGCAAGUUAUGAUUUUUGUGGACGCUCUCGAUGAGGCUGGGGCCGAGUCGGCCCAAUAUCUGGCAGGAUAUUUUCAUCGGAUUCUCGUCCGCGCAGAAGAAAUGGAAGCAGCCGUUCAAAUCUGUAUCUCAUGUCGACAUUAUCCAAUCAUGGAAGACGUCCGGGCUGCUGAGAUACGUGCUGAAGACCAUAACUCUGAUGAUAUCGCUAUUUAUAUUAAGGACGCCCUUACUGGCAUGGCGGUCGGAGAGAGUCUUAGUCAGGCGAAAAAGGAAGCCUUGGUAGAGCACUUGCUCCACCAAGCCAAGGGGGUGUUCCAAUGGAUCUAUCUCCUAAUGCCCCUCAUUAAGCGGAGGAUUAAUGAAAGGGAAUCGUUUGACCCUUAUUCCUGGCUGUGUGAGGUUCCGGCUGACCUUGAAGAGGUGUAUGUGUACAUUCUCAACAAUGUGAUACUAAAAAGGAAUCGCGUGCAGUCAUUCCUGCUGUUCCAGUGGGUGUGUUUAGCUGAACGACCCCUGACUGUGACGGAAAUGCGGUAUGCCCUUGCGGCCGAGAAUGCCCAGAUAUCGCCAUCCCCCAAAGUAUGGGAGAAUACUGUCGGUUUUGUCGAAAGCGACGACCAUAUGAAGCAAAGAAUCAAUGUUCUUUCUGGUGGACUUGCAGAGCUAGUCUUAAACGCGGAUGACGCUGAGACUAUACAGGUGGUGCAUCAGUCUGUCAACGACUUUUUUCGCACUAAAGGACUUGGGCUUAUGUCUUAUCAAAUUGGUACCAUCUCAUCAGUCAUGGAAAGCGAAAAGAUUCUAUUUCAAUGCCAAGCAUAUCUCUACCGAUCAUGCCUGGUUUUUCUAACCACUGUGUCCAAUAAUGCUUCAACAACAAAAAGUGACAUCGUCCAGGAUCUCCCAUUCCUCGCCUAUGCCACCAUCAACCUCUUCAUCCAUGCGGAAAAGGCUGCCAGCUCUCGGUCGGGCGCCUUAAAGAAUGAAAAGGACGUUUUGCAGCAAGUGAUUGGCCCUUGGGUCCAGAUUUACCGUAUUCUAUAUCAGUACAACACCGAAUGUCCUACAGACGGCACAACUCUCCUGCACGUGGCUGCAGCUUUUGACCUGAUUGAUGUCAUAGAGUUUGUGUUGGAGAGAAACUAUGAUGUCGCGAUAAAAGACAAUAGCGGGAACACGGCUCUCCAUCUAGCAGCACGACGGGGCCAUACAACAGCAGGCAAAAUCCUCCGGGAAAGAGGCGCAGACUGCGACGCAAAAAAUGAAGCUGGGAUAACACCAUUGAUUGAGGCGGCUAGUCGUGAGCAUCUGAAAUUUAUCGAGUGGCUCCUGCACGAGGGGGUUAUGGUUGGAGUAUGUGCUAUGAGAGGAGACGCAUUGCAGGCCGCUGCCCUGAGAGGAUACGCUGAGGUAGUGCGAAUACUACUCGAUGCUCACGCCGAUGUCAAUGCCCAGGGUGGUAAAUAUGGUAAUGCCCUACAGGCCGCCGCCUAUAGAGGAAGCACUGAGGUAGUGUGGAUGCUACUCGACGCCCACGCCGAUGUCAAUGCCCAGGGUGGUUACUUUGGCAAUGCCCUACAGGCCGCGGCCCUUGGAGAAAGCACUAAGGUAGUGCGAAUACUGAUCGAUGCUCACGCCGAUGUCAAUGCCCAGGGUGGUCAAUUUGGCAAUGCCCUACAGGCCGCCGCCUAUGGAGAAAGCAGUGAGGUAGGUGGUCAAUUUGGCAAUGCCCUACAGGCCGCCGCCUAUAGAGGAAACACUGAGGUAGUGCGAAUGCUGCUCGAUGCUCACGCCGAUGUCAAUGCCCAGGGUGGUGAAUAUGGAUCACCGCUCCAUGCGGCUCUUCAGAUGGGUCAUUCUGAUCACAUUGACAUUCUACUUAUCGCGGGCGCAGAUCCGCUUCUUCCAGAUGAGCUCGGCCAGACUUCGCUUCAUAUUGCGGCCUCAGAAAAUAUGAUGCCCAUCCUCCCUAGCUCUCCGCGUCUCGCCUUGGCUAUUAACGAGCGGAAUAAGCUAUUACGAACCCCUCUCCAUGUCGCCAUCCACCAAGGGAAUAUAACGUCUGCUGACGCACUCAUCGACCUCGGUGCAGAUCCUUUUAUUCUGGACGGUUAUGGGAGAAAUGUCGUGGACUGGGUACAAGAAGUACAAGAACACCAAAUCCUGAUGCACAAAAUUCAAAACCAUUGCCCUCAGACUCGCUCGACGCCGAACGAGAUUCAGCACUCCACUAUUCGUCAAUCAGUCCUUCUCAUGACAGACAUGCUUCUUCGUUCCAUGCCGAACUUCCAAUGGCCUCUUGUGCAGCAAUUAGGUCGCUAUCUCUUGUUUCUCGAUGAUGAAGACAACGCGAACUAUCUAUUUCAGCUUCAUUUGUCUCAGGACACGUGUCCGAGCGAUUAG
This is a messenger RNA of Penicillium argentinense, 2985 nucleotides long. RefSeq lists its product as uncharacterized. Gene Ontology annotation, molecular function: protein binding. The record is from RefSeq and is a predicted model, not a curated record. The transcript is spliced from 5 exons. The coding region runs from base 1 to 2985 and encodes 994 amino acids. Lineage: Eukaryota; Fungi; Ascomycota; Eurotiomycetes; Eurotiales; Aspergillaceae.